UUCACACUUAUCAGAUGUGACAUAUUGGAUUGUAAGGUAUGGAAUACCAUACUUCAAUUUGCUUUCUCAAAUACCGAUAUUCUUUAUAUUUAAUCUGAUAGGUAUCGCUGAAGUAUCCAACCUAAGAAAUGUCAAUAAUUCGUUUUUUUCCAUAGAUGCUUAUGCUUUGGGAUACUUCGUAGAUUUGUAUAAUUUUUAAAACAUUUUAUGAAAAUCCACUACAGCUAUAUGAAAGUACAGUAAUAUACAAACAUACAAAAGAUGUUAUCAAAAACAUAAGUUUUUCUAUAUAAAAGGAAUGAGAUCUAUGAAAUACUGAAUUUGACUUCAACAUCGAUAUGGCCGCCAACUUCAACGUUGACAUUGCUUAUAUCUUUGGGGAUCUAUAUAUUAAACAACAUGGCAAAAUUCUCAAUUUACAAUUAAGAUAUAUAUAAUUCACAUUUUAUGUACAAAUUUGCUAACUUUACAGCUUUAAUAUAAUAGUACCAACAAUGCACCAUCACCUAGUUGUCUCAAUUAAAUGUCAUGUAUAACCAAAUAUAUCAAUGUGUCUGAAAGACGAAAUCUGUUUUUAAACACAUAAGGUAUCAAGUUUGUUCAAUCUGUUAUCGUCUUUAAGACACAUUGAUAUAUUUGGUUGGACAUAACAUUUAGUUGAGGCAACUAAGUGAUGGUGCUUUGUUGGCUACAAGUCAAGUGUUUUUCAGUCGAUGUUGGAAACUUGGAACAAUAUUUUACUUUUCCAGCAUCCACCUGAGACGGUUGAGUGUUUUUAUUUUUUGUGCAACCACAAUGUCACAUUUGCAGGAUGGAAUGUAAUUUGCUACGGUUCCUGUGUCAGAAUACAAGUAAGGAUGUUUUCACCUGGCUUCAAUUUACCUUCGGCUUCUUCUGUGUUCCAAUUACUGUUUUAGUUGGAUGAUAUUGUUGCCUUUGAAAAUUAUAUUGGAUUCUGAUGUCGGAUGUCACCUUUAUGUUUGUUUAGAUAAUGGUUCAGGUCCAGUAAGUUCAGCUGGCUUUAAUGCUGUUGCAUUUUCAUAUGGAAAUACUAAUGCUUCCAUGGAGACAAAGGAAGAUGAUGCUGAGUCUAGUUUUCGUCCGAACUUCCCAGUACCAGAGAGUCUACUCCAUAAUCUGCCUCCAAAUGAGAAAAUACAUCAGAUUAUUUCAAGGACUGCAAUGUUUGUCUGCAAACAUGGAAGUCAGUCAGAAAUCCUUCUUAGGGUGAAACAAGGAGAUAAUCCAACCUUUGGAUUCCUGAUGCCUGAUCAUCAUCUUCAUGCAUAUUUUAGAUUUCUUAUUAAUCACAAAGAACUUCUGAAAGCUGACAAAGAUGAUGGCAGCUCAACCGAGGACAUCAAUAAGACUCGGGGGGGUGAUCAAAUAGGUGGUGCAUUGUCUUUGCUUGGAUCUGUCUAUGGAUCCGGAGAGGAUGAGGAUGGUACAUCUGAGAACACUUUUGACUUUGGGAAAAAGGAAUGUGGGGGAGCUAUUGAUGCUGUUAGUACUUAUACUUCUCCUGGAGUAGAGCCGGCAGAAUCUUGUUCAGAUGUGGCCAAGAAGGAUGGAAACGUUUCUAAAAACGCAGUACCUUUGAAAGAAAAAGUUCCAGUCAUAAAGCGGAAUCAUUCUAUCAGUACUGUUAAGACUGCAACCAUAGUUAAAGCAAAAUCAGGUGAUGGCUUGGAUUCAACGUCUAAUAAUACACAGAACAAGUCGCAGACUUCUUUCCCCAGUACUGCAGCUAAGAUUGAACUGCCUGUUAUUGAACCUCCGUCUGAAUUAAAGAGAGCUAUAGAGAAGAUCGUUGAGUUCAUCCUAAAAAACGGAAAACAAUUUGAGGCUGUUCUUGCAGAACAGGAUCGUCCUCAUGGAAGGUUCCCCUUUCUUCUGCCAUCAAAUCGAUAUCAUACUUACUAUCUAAAAGUUCUUCAGUCUGUAGAACAGUCCAAGUUACGAGGCAAGGGCCACCAGAAGCACAAUCCAGUAGGUCGAGUGGUGGACAAUAAUUCUGGUGUACAUGAUGAAAGUGACAAUCAUGUACAUGAAUCUAUGGCUUCUGAUCUACCACAUGAUAAGGACCGAAAAGAAAAGUUCAAGAUGACUAUUGGCAAGUCAAAGAAGGAUGGUCAAGAUCCAAUUCCCAAAGACCAAGCUCAAAACACAGUUAGCAUGGAUGCAGCUGCGACAGCAGCUAUUCUUCAGGCUGCCACUAGGGGUAUGAAAAACCCUAAUUUAGAACUUUUUAACAAGACAUCAAGUGGUAGUGGUCAGGGUCUUGGAAGUGAUGGUGGGUAUUUAUCUAGCUCUGGGACUGGGAGUCUGUAUUCAUCCCAACCACAAGCUCUUGUUGAAAAUCCAAACUUAAUUGCAAAGCCCGGGGCUUCUGCUCCUGUUGCGAAGGCUAUUGCGGAAAAGAUAGCUAUUGCAACAGCAGGUGAAGCGGACUCCUCCGAAGCACAUAUGACUAAAGAGCAAAAGAUUAAAGCAGAGAGAUUGAAACGAGCAAAGAUGUUUGCAGCCAUGCUAAAAAGCUGUGUUGGAGCAAGUGAAUUGCCACGAGCUUUGUCAGUGGAACCACUUGGCUCUGGCCUUUCCGGUUCAGAUGCUGAGACUGUGAAUCUUGUGGGUAAAGAAAGGGAAGGAAGUUCUGUUCCAUUUGACGUCGAACAUUCAGAUAAAAGUCAAAAUUCUGAGAAGCUUUCUGUUGAUAAUUCAGAUAAAAGUCAGAAGAAUGAGGAAAAAGUUAGUGGUGAUAACGAACGCCGUUCAAAAAGAAAGUACCGUUCAAGACAUAGUAGACAUGAAGAGGAGGAGGAAGACGAGAAGAAAGAAGAGCAAGAAGAUAAAAGACGACACAAACGAUCAGGAAAAAGACAUCGGUCUUCACACCACAGUCGAGACAGACAUAAGCACAAGAGAAAACAAUCCUCUUCCAAAGACGGGCAUUCUUACAGGGGGGUCGAGCAUGACAGUUCCUCUGAUGAUGAACAUCAACGUUCAAGGCGUCGUCAUAACUACGAUAGUUCCUCUGACGACGAACACCAUAAACGUAGACAUUCUCGCCGUUCUAAUAAACAUUAUAGUUCGUCUGAUGGUGAGCACAGGCACCGAAGCAGAAGUGUAAAGCGUGGGAGCAGAUCCCGUGGUGACAGAGAAACAGAGCUGGAGGAGGGAGAAAUAAUUAUGAAAUUGGAAAAGUCGGCAGUUGGACGUGGUAGCAGGGAGGCAUCUGCUGGAUUAUCCAAUGCAAGGGCUUCAUCUCAAUCACCUGAAGUAACUGAUGUUCCUGAAGAGCUCAGAGCCAAAAUUCGAGCCAUGUUAAUGGCUAACUUGUAAAACAUCUGUAGAUUGUAUUUACUUACUCUUCUUCCUCACCACGUAGCUAUUGUUACCUAACUUUUCCCAAACUAAAUUAACAAAAUCAAAUUAGUACUUAAA
This is a messenger RNA of Vigna umbellata (rice bean), 3444 nucleotides long. NCBI's taxonomy places the organism in Eukaryota, Viridiplantae, Streptophyta, Magnoliopsida, Fabales, Fabaceae. The record is from RefSeq and is a predicted model, not a curated record.